CGGCGGUGGGCUGCGAGUCACGUCAGCAUGCCCUUAGAGUCGCCGACGUACGAGCAGCAGCUGCUAAUGUACGGAAAGCAGCUGAAAAAAGGUCGCGGGCGACGUGCAGUUGAGAAGGAGGCCAAGCCGUCGAUCAUGGCCGAUCUGUCCCGGGCGGUCUCGCAUCAUGGCGUCGAUCUGUGGCUCGACGCCUUCUGCCUGAGGGGGCACGUCGGGGACAUGACCGUCAAGAAGGCUGUCGAGGCAGUGCUCCGAACCAAGCUCAAGCAAAAGGUACGCAGCAAGGCUCGCGUGACGUCUUACGAAGCAGACGCAGCUUGGAGCCCCAGCUUUGUAGUGUACGGCUCGGAUGCUUUGUGCGGCUGUACGGCAGACGAACCGGCACAGAACGGAAGAACUAGAUUACUAGGGCAUGCGGGUUGA
Messenger RNA from Ectocarpus sp. CCAP 1310/34, 423 nucleotides. The record is from the annotation of a GenBank genome assembly. Lineage: Eukaryota; Phaeophyceae; Ectocarpales; Ectocarpaceae.